This is a messenger RNA of Sorex araneus (European shrew), 437 nucleotides long. RefSeq lists its product as uncharacterized. The record is from RefSeq and is a predicted model, not a curated record. NCBI's taxonomy places the organism in Eukaryota, Metazoa, Chordata, Mammalia, Eulipotyphla, Soricidae. Bases 1 to 378 code for a protein of 125 amino acids. The transcript has 2 exons.
AUGGCCAGCUGGGGGCGGUGGCGCGGAGGUGGGGAGGGGGGGGGCGUGCUCCGGGCCGAGAGCGUGCGCGAGCCCCGCAGUCAGGCCACCCCGGGUGAGACAAUAGCGGCGGGCGAGAGGGGCGCAGCCAUCUCCCGGAGACCCGGCGCACUGCACGGCCACCGGGCGCGGCCAGCCCCGCCGGGACUCCGCCGCAGCGCCCGGGCGGCCCGACGCGAGGGCGGGGCGCGCCUGCACCCCGAGAGCGGCGCCCUCCACCUCGCCCCGGCCGCCCGCCUCUGCGCGCCCCUCCCGGCGCGCUGGCGGGGACUCGCGCCUCGGGAGCCCCGGCGCCGAGAUUGCCGCUUCCCACUCCGCCGAGUGGGUCGUCCGAACUGAGCCCCCAAAUAGCAGUGAGCAAUCAACCACCUAGGAAAGGAGACCAGCCCGCCCCCCCC